AUGAAGGAAGAUCAGGAGCACGUGAAGGAGAGAGAUGUCAUGCUGAAUCCCGACCAAACAGCUAUUUCGAUUCGUGAUGUGCCAGGAUCUUGUCGAAUUCAUUUUCCUUUACACACGCUGAAAGUUCUCCAACUAUCUCUAAAUAUCAUAAAUCCCGUUGAGAAUUUAAUAUUCUUCUUGCUGAGCAGCAAACGAACAGUGAUCUUUCGCUUUUCCCAUGUUCGUCGUUACAUUGCAAAUAUCUAUGGAUUUACGGAUUGGUCAAAUUGUGAUUCCAAAGAAAAGACAUUCCACAGAGGAAAAAAAGAUGAGUUUUCGUCCUUGGGAUUUGUUGAAUCAUUGGAACGAACUGGCAAUUCGAACAGCAACAGAAACAUUCAUCCGAUGAAAACGAUGCAACGCUGA
This is a messenger RNA of Acanthocheilonema viteae, 405 nucleotides long. The record is from the annotation of a GenBank genome assembly. NCBI's taxonomy places the organism in Eukaryota, Metazoa, Nematoda, Chromadorea, Rhabditida, Onchocercidae.